This is a messenger RNA of Debaryomyces hansenii CBS767, 2481 nucleotides long. RefSeq names its product Spt20p (gene SPT20). The transcript has a single exon. The coding region runs from base 1 to 2481 and encodes 826 amino acids. The record is from RefSeq and is a predicted model, not a curated record. NCBI's taxonomy places the organism in Eukaryota, Fungi, Ascomycota, Pichiomycetes, Serinales, Debaryomycetaceae.
AUGAUUAAUACCGGGGCCAAUAACGUAUCCAGUGCUCCCCAUAACAGGACAAAUCCAUCGGUGCAAGCUCAGACACAAGCGCAUCUACAACACUCGAAGCUAUCGGUGCAGCAGCAGCAGCUAUUAAGACAACGACAACAGCAACAAUUACAGCAGCAACAGCAACAGCAACAAGUCACGCAACAACGCCAGCCAAGACCAAAUCUUCAAAACUACCACUUUGCAAGUACUUCUCCUGAGGUUUUAAAGAAGUAUGCGAAGUAUCCACCGUCGUUGAGUUUCCACAUAUAUGAAUCGCAUUAUCGAUUAAGCAAUUCACAAGAUUCGAAUAUCAUUCCUAAGUCGUCGCCCAUGAUCAAAAGCUUCUUGCAGCACGUAAUGAGAGAAGAAAUACCUUUUGAAAUGAGUGAAUUGAUUAAGGACUUCGCUAUUAGGUCAUACGAUGGGUGUCUUAUUUUACAGGUAUACGACCAUAGAAAUAUGAUUCCAGCAGGAGCUCCAAAUUCAUCUAAUGCAAGUUCUACUUCCGCGUCGACGGCAAAUAACACAGAUAGCAGCAACCCGAGUGGCUCGACCAGCGCUAAUAUUAAUACCGUCGCAAAUACUACAACAGAUACCAGCGGUCCUGCUUCAAAGUCAUCUAGUCCGUCGCAAAAUGGCACUAAUAACAUGGUGUCAUCAACAACAACAACGACUAUUGAAUCAACCAAAGUCAUUUCGAAACCAAAGGCUUACAGAACCUUAUUAAGGCCAACACAACUAUCAUUAUAUUAUGACUUACUUUAUCAUACUGAUUCGGCGUUAACGAAGUUUACUGACCCAUUGUCACUUCAAAUGGAAUCGGAAAUUUUAACAUUAACUAAUAGAAAAGUGGAUUUAUCUGUCCCAUUAAAUCCGUAUUUAUGUGAAGAUUAUUUGAAACCAGAAAUAGAGUACCCUCGUAAAGAAUGGGACGAAAAGAACCAAGAUUGGAAGUUAAUACAUCUGCAUCGUGACGAAGUUCAGAACCCACCACGUAAAUUGCAUCAAGAUGAAUUGAUCAUGCAUAAAUCUUCUGAUUAUGAGGAAAUUAUGUUUUUGUUAUCUAAUAAAUACAAGAGGUCUGAUGAUACUCUGGAUAAGAAAUUGGUUGUGGUAGGCUCUUCAUCCUUAGUAUCUACGGGUACGACUAAUAAGAAUGGCAAAGAGGAUAGUGUUGAUCCCGAAGAUAAAGGUAAAAAUUCAGAAACUAAAAACGGGAGCACUACAGUUGUCAAUUCUAAUACAACUUCGAAUUCUACUACUGGACAGUUCAUGAGGCUUCGGUAUAUUGAAGAGAUUAGAAAACGUAGAGAAGCCCAAAAGGCUCAGCAAGAGGCUGUUGCUGCCCAGGCGACUAACAAUGGAGCUAACCUAUUAGCACAAUCUAAUAAUGCCGCUGCAAUUAAUGCAAGUAAAGAGACUGUACCUGAUAAUAAGGGUUCAUUUGCGCCGCAAGAUACUAAUAUAUUACGUCCUGGAUCUCAGCCACCAGCAGCUCCUGCCAAUCUGCAACUCCAAAGACAACAGCAAAUGAUGGCUGAAAAGGCACAAACUUUGAGGGCAAGACAAUUCCAGGCACAACAGCAAGCACAACAGCAAGCAAGACAACAACUUCAACAACAACAACUUCAACAGCAAACUAAUAAAAGACAGAAAACUGAUCAUGUUCAACAGCAGCCACCUCAACCACCGCAAUCCCAGCAACAGCAACAGCAACCACAACAGCCAUAUAAUUCAAUCUCUUCAACUCCUCAAAUGGGAAUGUCUCAACCAGCAUCUAGCAUGGGAACCCCGGUGAUGAAUGGAAAUAUGCCUACUCCACAGCAACGUUUCCAACAAGCACAACAACAAGCAUUAUCACAACAACCUUCCCAAUCAGGACCCUCCCAACCGCAGUCGCAAGGGCAACUUAAUGCUCUGCCGGCUGGACAGACUCCAGGUACGGCGCAGAACCAGCCAAACCAAACACAAAUCCAACAACAACAAAUAUUCCAGAACACUUUGAAUCCACAGGAACAACAAACUUUCAGACAAUUGCAGUCAAGAAUGAAUGCAUUUGCAAUGAUGGGUAAUUCAGGAAUUGCCCCAAAUAGAGCACAGUUGACUCAACAACAGCAACAACAAGCAAUUCAACAAGCCAAGCUAAUUCAGCAGCAGUUGUUGCAAAAAUUCCCCGUUUAUUUCCAAAGGUUGCGCCAAUUUCAGUUACUUCAACAACAGCGAAGACAACAACAGCAGCAACAGCCACAACCACCAAGCCAAUCUCCACAGCCAAUGGGAAAUAUUCCUUCAUCGCUUCCGCAAAACUCACAAUUUAAUCAACAUCAAAAUGUGGGUGGUAAAACUGUUCCUGGAGCAAUGAGCCCUCAGCAGCAGCAGAUGAUAAACCAACAAAUGCUACAACAGAUGGCUAAUAAUAUGAACCAGCAGGGCAAGAAAAAAAUGUAUAAAAAGAAGUGA